GCCAGACUUUGAUGACGAUGACGACGAUGAUGAGGGAAGCAAGUUGUUCAGGUGUGACGAUGAAACAGGAGGUGGCAAUGACAAAGAGCGCUUUGCCAGGACAUCAGAGUGGUCUUUCUCUCUCUGCACUUCUUGCUCUCUUUUGUCACCAACUGGGCUUCAAAGACCAGACUCUUGCUUUCAUACUAUUGUUUUUUUGUUGUUUAUUUACAGAUUGAUUUUGAAUUUUUGUGCAACCAUUAUGUCUCUCGCCAUCUGUCAUUCUCACUUCUUUCCUGGUUGGCUUACUUACAUUGCAGCAUUAACUCUAAAUUCGACUCCAUGUUGUCCACCUGCCCACCGGUUUCCCCCAUCUCAAUCCCUCCUAUCCUUUCCACCUCUGCCUCCCGUUGUCAUUUCCUCGCUUCAGGGAGAACCACAGUGAGAUUGAGAGGCGAAGGCGGAACAAGAUGACCGCGUACAUCACAGAAUUGUCAGACAUGGUGCCCACCUGCAGUGCACUAGCAAGAAAGCCAGACAAACUAACUAUCCUGCGAAUGGCUGUGUCCCAUAUGAAGUCUCUAAGGGGAAGUGGCAACACCAACUCGGACGGGUCGUACAAACCCUCCUUUCUCACUGACCAGGAACUGAAGCACCUCAUCCUGGAGGCGGCCGACGGUUUCCUGUUCGUGGUGUCAUGCGAGACAGGCCGCAUUGUUUACGUCUCAGACUCUCUGACACCCGUCCUCAACCAGGCACAGUCGGAAUGGCUCGGCUCCUCCCUGUAUGAUCAGCUUCACCCGGAUGACACAGAAAAGCUCAGAGAGCAGCUCUCCACCGCUGAGAAUAACAACACGGGGAGGAUGCUGGACUUGAAAACGGGAACAGUGAAGAAAGAAGGCCAGCAGUCGUCAUCCAGAAUGAGUAUGGGAGCCCGUCGAUCAUUCAUCUGCAGAAUGAGGUGUGGCACUUGUCCCGUGGAACCGAUGUCCAUGAAUAGACUGAACUUCCUGAGGAAUAGAAACAGGAAUGGUUUGGGUAUUGCCAAGGAAGGAGAGCCCCAGUUUGUGGUGGUCCACUGUACAGGAUACAUCAAGUCCUGGCCCCCUUCAGGAGUAUCGUUAACAGACGAUGAAGCCGACAACAAUCCGGGGAGUCGCUACUGUCUGGUUGCUAUUGGGCGAUUACAGGUAACUUGUUGCCCGGGUGACACAGACAUCAACAGUAUUAGUGUUCCAGUGGAGUUCAUCUCGCGCCACAACUGUCAGGGCAUGUUCACCUUUGUGGACCACCGCUCCAUGGCAGCUGUCGGCUAUCAACCACAGGAUUUAUUGGGGAAGAACAUUCUGGAGUUUGCCUUCCCUGAAGACCAGGGCUUACUAAGAGACAGCUUCCAACAGGUGGUGAAGCUGAAGGGCCAAGUCCUGUCAGUGAUGUUUCGGUUUCGCUCCAAAUCGAGAGAAUGGAUCUGGAUGAGAACCAGCUCCUUCACCUUCCAGAAUCCCUUUUCAGAGGAGAUUGAGUAUAUCAUCUGUACCAAUGUCAAUGUCAAUAGAAACUCAACUCAGGACUCCCUCCCACCCAUCUCCUCCCCACUGGGUCUGCUGCCCCCCUCCCUGGGUCAGAGCAGUCCAACCUGCCCUCCUGUAAUGCUCAGCCCUGGGCAGGUGGCCGCCAGGCAGUUGCAGCAGCAGCAGGCUGAGCUGGAGGGAACCGGAGACGGUCUCUAUGAGGCAGGAGCGCUCGCCCUCGCACAGAUGCCGGUGCAGCCGGUUGCCGCGGCAGGGCCCGACCACAGCAAGAGCCUCGAGAAGCCAGAGCUCUACCCCUCCCUGUUCCAAGGGCCAGAUCAGACCAAGGGCCUGCCCUCCACCUCCACCCCGACCACACAGAUCUACCCUCCAGCCAACAGCUUCGCUGCCGGUCGAACCGGCGAUGCAUACAGGCCAGUCGCCAUGGCUCAGCCGGCGCACUCGGCAGGGCUGAUGUUGGCUCAGAUGUCUCGUCAGAAUGGAGCGCCGCAGCCCCUCGCCCCCUCCAGCACUGGCAGCCCCCUUCACGCAGGACCAGCGGGAGGUUGGCCCGCAGCUGUAGCUGGAGUCAGACCACAAUUUAAUAACCAGGUGGCCCCCCAAGCUGCAAAGACCAUGGCUCCACAGUUUGCUCCCAUGGGAGGAUUCGGCGGUGGCUCUUCCAACGCCUUUGGCCAGAUGCCUACAGGGGCUGCUCCCGCGCAAACCAGCAAUGCCAGCUACCCACCCAUUAACGCACAUAUCGGCCUCAACGGCAACGGCUACGAUGGUUCUCGGUCCGGGCAGUUCCCUUCUCGAGCAGCGGAGGCCGUGUGGCCCCAGUGGCAAGGCCAGCAGCACUCGCAGAGUAAUGCAGAGCAGCGUCCGCACGGCCAGGGCAACCAGCAAGACAUUUUUCCUGAUGUGUUGUCGAUGCUGGACCAGCCUGCCAACUUCAACGGCGAUGACUUUGAGAUUCCCAUUUACCCGUCGUUUGACCAGUGACCCAGUCAAUGUUCCUCAGCUGGUCCGCCCCUUUUUUGUACACUCGGAUGUUUGUUUUUUGCCCUCACUUCCUUAUAUUCUAUAGCUUUUCUGUUCCUCUUUUCUUCCCGCUCCUGAGAGUAGCACUCGUCCCUUGCUGUGCACUUCUUCAAUUGCGCUGCCAAAAGCCAGGACAUAUCUGACUGCAGAUAUAUAAGGGAGGAAAAUCAAGGAAGACAAUUGUUUUAACAAUAUUACAACCAUUGUUAGAGAAUUAUCUGGCUAGCACCACCCAAAGCUCAAUGUUGUAGAUAAAAUAAGUAAAAGCGCACAAUUGCCCAACCACACUUGAAUAAUAACACUUCAACUUUGGUAAACAUACACAGGAAGUAAAAGCACACACAAUGGCCUUAUUUUCUGAAAUGUUCCUAAUUUAUCUCAGGCUUCGAUGAUUAGUAGAUGGAGUAGACUAAUCACUCCGAUCUUUGAUUUAAACUCUCAGGAAUUUGCAGGGAUGUACAGCUUUUGGUGAUUUGUUUUCUUGUACUUCUCAGCUGUUGCGCACAAACCACCACAGUCUGUCCCGACCCCGCUCACAGUUUAAAAUCCACAGCACGUCUCUGCAUGUCAGCACCACUUUCAUGGAGCGUUUCUACGAUGUGUAGAUUUGUUCUGAAAACAGUUUUUACAUACAUUGUUGUCUUCACCUAUGCAUUUACUUAUUUUGAUUAUUACGAUGUCCUCAAACAGACGCACAGUGUUAACGGUGGCCUCAUGCUUUUUGUCUAGUUCCCUGUAUGUAUGAAAUGUAUUCUUCCUUGCCUUCAUAAACAUAGAUACAGUAUUGUGUGUAUGUAUGUACAAUGGAUGCUUGCAGUACAAUUAUUAAUUACAACACAGUCCAAGGGUUUCUGACUUGCUUGAUAGUCUUAUUUUUCUUGCCAUCCAUUGCUCUGUUUCAAGUAUGAGCUUUUUGUACUUCAUUUUGUAAAGUAAAUAUAUUUAAAAUUACACAGCAAUAAUUAACUAGCAGGAUUUAAUUACUUUUAAGGCCAUUUUUAUUUGUCACACACCCCCUUGAUUAUGUUAUUUUAAAUGUGAGAGCUAUGGUAGUAAUGGUUGAUUUAUUGUUAUUUUUAAACUUGAUGAUUUCUAUCAGUCUUUCUGAUUGGUAAUUGUUUGAUCAGGGUAUUCAGGAUUAGAAUGGAACUAAGCUGAAAACAUUACAAUUCAUUACUGAGAAUGCCCUAAAAGUGUUCCCUUUGUUCUCUUUGUGACAAAUGUUUUACUCCAAUUAUCUGUGUUUUACAAUCAUUUUUUGGUGACUUUGUACUGUAGAAGAAUACGGUGAGAUGAAACAUAUUGAGAUUUAUUAGAUAUUUGGAAUUAGUUGGAAUUUGGACCCUUUUGUUGCAAUGUUCCAUGUUCUGUGGGAAACACUUAUGAUUACAAAUGGUGUAAUUGUAUGUAAACAAUGUUGAUAAUUGUCCAGUUUUAAUCUUCCAGAGGAUGGUAUGUUGGUGACUGUGUAAUUGGUUGCUCUGUAUCCAGGUUUUAUUUUUCAAUGAUGUGAAGUCAUAGGAACACAAAUAUAUAAAUAUUCUGUAUAUGAAAAGUUAAA
Gasterosteus aculeatus aculeatus (three-spined stickleback) is the source of this 4095-nucleotide messenger RNA. The record is from RefSeq and is a predicted model, not a curated record. NCBI's taxonomy places the organism in Eukaryota, Metazoa, Chordata, Actinopteri, Perciformes, Gasterosteidae.